AUGGGUUCUCGAUACGUGAUUCAUUUAGAAGAUUUUGAGAUUCUUGGCGAGUUGGGACAAGGAGCAUUUGGCAAAGUCGAACUCGUUCGCUACAUCAACGACGGCAAGUGCUACGCCAUGAAGACGGUCGAGCUGAAAGGCGAGGGGAACCGUCUGCUCAGCCAGUUCGUGGAAGAGCGAACCGUCAUGCAGAAGCUGCAGAGCUGCCCCUUCAUCGUCCAGCUUCGCAUGGCUUUCCGCGAAGCGAACGACCUCUACUACGUGAUGGAGUACUGCGAGAAAGGGGACCUUCUGAACUACAUCCGCUCCAAAACGCGCCUUUCCGAGGACGAGCUGCGCCCUUUCGCCGCCAGCCUCGUCCUCGCGGUGGGCUUCAUGCACACGCUCUGCGUCCUCCACCGCGACAUCAAGCCCGAGAACGUGCUGCUGACCGAGGCGGGCGUGGCCAAGCUCGCCGACUUCGGCCUGAGCAAAACGCUGUCCUCCAUGCGCAGCCGCGCGUUCUCCUUCUGCGGAACCGACCUCUACCGCCCGCCCGAGAUGUCGCAGAACGCCGCGGGGUACAACCGCGCGUUGGACUGGUGGCAGGUCGGCUGCGUGAUCUACGAAAUGGCCGUCGGCGUGCCGCCGUUCGACGGAUCCAAGGAGGAGCGGCGCCGAAAAGUGCUCAAAGAGGAGCCGAAAUACCCCGAAUUUUUGUCAACCGAGCUGGUGGUGCUGCUGAAGGGACUGCUCCGGAAGAAUCCGUGGGAGAGGCUCGGUGCGGGAGACGGCGAUUAUUUGGAAGUGAAAAAUAUGCCCUUUUUUGGGCAUGUGAAUUGGGAGAAGCUGGAGGCGCUGGCCAAGGAGGAGGGGUCGGAUGCGCCGACGGCGACGCCGUCUCCGAUGCGACCGGAGACGCGGGUGAAGCGGAAGAUGAGCAGCGACCAGAUGAUUGAGUCGGAGUUGAUGGGCUUCGAGUAUAAUGAACGGAUUAUGAUGGAGCUGCACAGGUCGUUACAGACCUAUGCGGAUCCAGGCUUCUUUGCUUUAGGUGGUCUUUAUAGUUGA
Messenger RNA from Blastocystis hominis, 1050 nucleotides. RefSeq lists its product as hypothetical. Gene Ontology annotation, molecular function: protein serine/threonine kinase activity; ATP binding. The coding region runs from base 1 to 1050 and encodes 349 amino acids. The record is from RefSeq and is a predicted model, not a curated record. The transcript has a single exon. Lineage: Eukaryota; Bigyra; Opalinata; Blastocystidae. Gene Ontology annotation, biological process: protein phosphorylation.